Molecule: messenger RNA, 1291 nt
Organism: Cyprinodon tularosa
Lineage: Eukaryota; Metazoa; Chordata; Actinopteri; Cyprinodontiformes; Cyprinodontidae
Gene: rep15
Product: RAB15 effector protein
Exons: 3
Coding region: 381-1208 (275 amino acids)
Biological process (GO): receptor recycling
Source: RefSeq, a predicted model, not a curated record
UCCUUUUUUGAAACGGGACAGUUAAGCGUUUUGUUUGCUGAUCAAAUUCUUCUAAUGCUGAUGGCUGUUAACUCCUAACAAGAAUCUUUUGUUGACCUACCACGCUGCAAGGUGCAAACACCACACCCAAUGCUGCCAGACAGCUUUAACUGUUCCUCCCAUGAGUCCUCCUUGUCCCUCUGAAUGUUGAGCUGUGAUGGGUUAUUUCUGAGACACAGGCAGACAGACACACACAGACAGACGGACGUUGUAUAUCUCGGCAAGGAAAGGCAGAGGAGCUCAAAACAGGCAGAGGAGUCCAUACCGCAGCGAAUUCAAGACCCAUCCUGUGCAUCAGAGAGACCAGCCUUUGAUCUUCUGCCCUCCUCCGACCUUCCACCAUGGGCCAGAAGAUCAGCAACACCACUUCUAAAAGGACGCAGAACUCCAGUUUCCUCAGCUUUCUAAAACGCUUCUCACCUCAGAAAUCCUCCUUGGAUAAGAUCGUAUUGCCGAGGAAGGGCGUCCUCGCCAAGCUGAUCACACCACCUGCAAACAAGUCCAGCGAUUUCACACGUGUCAUUAGUGACUGCAUUUCUUUUGCAUCGACCAGAACCCAGGAGUAUCUUGUGUUCAAAGAUCCAGAGGGCAAGUUUCAGCCGAGUCCUCAGACACUGACUCAGGUAUUCCUGAUGACUUACAUGACUCAAAGCGUUAACCAAGACUUGACAGAGGCCUUCAACUGCACCGCCAUGACGCCCGAGCAGCGGAUCCUCCUGGGUGCUGACUGGGUUUGGGCCAUCCUGGAAAAACCAACCAAGAACCCUAAAAUACAGAUCGCAGUGCAGGUCCUCCACCUGCCGGACACGGAGGAAGCUGAAGAAAGAGCAGCCGCCAGGAAACCCGUCAGCGAGUCCAUCCAGAUGGCCCAGAUGGAGUCCAGGAACCAGAACGCGUACGAGCGGAUGGUGGACUUCUGCACCUCUAUUGGCAAGGACUGCUACGCCCUCUUUCUGUUCUUUGGAAAAAGGGACGACAUGGAAAAUAUCUAUGGUGUCCUGAGCAACAACUUUGAAGCAGCUGUUGGAAAAUAUGACAGAAUAGACAGAGCUCUGAUUGAAAACUUCCUGAAAGGUUUAAAGUACUUCCAUACACCGUUAGGCAUGAUGCAGGCCAUCUUCACAAAGAAAACAGAGGAGGCGCUCACACUAAUGAUUAAAUUUAGCUGAGAAUUGGAGGCAAGACUAACAUAUAUUCUCAGAACGUUGGAAGUUACCUCUCAGAUACAUUAUCCAAACAAUAAAUAUAUUUA